Molecule: messenger RNA, 1731 nt
Organism: Benincasa hispida (wax gourd)
Lineage: Eukaryota; Viridiplantae; Streptophyta; Magnoliopsida; Cucurbitales; Cucurbitaceae
Source: RefSeq, a predicted model, not a curated record
UUCAAAACAGAGAGCCGCGAAGAAGAAGAAGGAAUGGAACCAACCAAACCAACAACAUUUUUCUACUUUAUAAACACACUUGCUUUUCUACUAAUGGCGCUUUCUCGAAUCUCCCAUUGAAUUUCCCCCUCCAUUGUUUUCCAUUCCACCCAUUUCCCCUUCUUUCCCUUCAUCCCUCUCCCCUUCUUCUCUCUCCCUCUUUCUCACAGAGUUUGUCUCCGUAAUUGCACAUUCAAAGGGAGAAAAUUCUUCGUUCACUAGCUGCGAUAGCCCAUAGGCGCCUUCUUGGCUUCUUUUAGAGAACCCCAUUGAUCCACUCUCGAGAAAGGUGCUAAUUAUGCCGUCAGGUGUCAAGAAGCGAAAAGCAGCCAGGAAAAAGAUGGAAAAGGAGGCUAAAAUCAGUUCAUCAACAGACGAGGAAUUUAAAAGUCAGAACGGGAGCAACUCUGAGAGUAGGGAGCUCAAUGCCAUUUAUAAUCAGCAUAAUUGUCACGAUCCGCUUGAUGGGGACAAUGAAAGAUUGGAGAAUAAUGAUUCUGAUGCAUCACCAGUUUUGUCUACUGUGGAUGAGGAAAAAUCUCUGGGAACAGGAAGAAUUCAAGGAGCCAAUGAGACUAUCCAUGAAUUUGGAUUUGAUGGCAAUGGUGUUGUUGAAGUUGAGAAGGAAUUAACAUCCACAGAAAAUAAUGCUUGUCAAAGCAUCAGCAUCGAGUUCAUUAAAUCUGGGAAGAAAUAUGAUGAAAGGGAAGACGAGAACUCUAGCAGUAGUUCAGCUAAGGAGUGUAGUAUUACUGACAAGAAAGCGAAAGCCUAUUUGUCAUCUAAUGUUUUCAAUGAUAAGCCUAAUGAAUCUUCACCUGCGACCAUUGGGAUAAAUGAAUCUGCAUCAGUUGGGGAGUGCACCAACUCAUCUGUUGAAACUACUCAGGUUCCUAAUUCAGUUAAUUAUGAGGUCCCUCUGUCUAUAGAGAAAUUUUGCCUCAUGAAAGUUGCAGCUGGUGAGAAUUUAGUGGCUUCUGAUACUGAUGCAAAUACUUUGAUGUCUAACCAAUGCGAUGGAACUAGAGCAUCAUCAUUCACUAAUUUUGAUUCACUACCAAAAGUAAACGGGGGGAAAGUUUUAGCUGUGGCAAUGGAGAAUGAUCAGAUGUCUUCAAGUAUGAAGGAACAAGGGUUCAAAUAUCUGGAAGGAAAGAAGCUUCUUUCUUCAGUUUCUCCUGCUGUUGGUGCUACUGGUAAUAAAGAUGAUGCUAUUUCUAAGGAUUCAGAGAUUCCAAUAUGCUCUAAAAAGCAGAUUUCGGCUUCAGCUCCAUUAAUGUCACAGAGGACCUCUAUAUUUAGUUGUUGUGGAUUGUUUGAUUUGCUGAAGGGCUCCGAUUAAUAAAUUCAGUAAGCUGGAACUGACAUUAUUUUGAACUUCAAACAUAGAAGCAGACCGCCCAGGAGAGUUCCAGUGCACUGAUGAAAUUCAUCAAAGAAGCAAACCUUUUGAUUAGUUUGAAAUUUCUGGUACUUCUCUACAGAUUUAUAGUUGUCAUGUGAUGCUUGAUUUCCUAAGAUAGGACCUAUGUUGAUGGUAAUUUCAUAGUUACCUGGCAGCGUAGUUUACUAUACUUACUCUAUAUUACUUGUAUGAUCAUGUAAACUAGUUCAGUUUACUUGAAUUUCACUAUGAGUGAAGGGCAUUUAAAUGAGUUAAAAAAAUCGCAGCAUUUAUCAUAUUUUUUUUCA